GAUCGCUUUCUAUGGCAUCACGGCCAAUCUCGUCCUGUUCCUGAACCGCGGGGACUUCCUGUGGACGUCCUACAAUGCUGCUAAUGCUCUGUUUAUCUUCAUGGGCCUGUCGUACUUGAUGUGCGUGUUCGGAGGCUGGCUGGCAGACACCGUACUGGGAAGGUUUCGGACAAUCGUUAUCAGCUUUGUCGUGUACAUUCUUGGUAUCAUGUUUCUUCCCAUGCUCGGACAUGAUGGGAUGAGGGGAAAGCUGUGCGGAGGUAGAGCCUGGAUCAUCCAGCCGAUAAACGCCACGAAAGAUGGAACAGACAAUCAGGAGCAAUACUGCGACUCUCUGAUCUAUCCAAUCAUAGCUGUCAUCGCCAUUGGAACAGGGUCGGUGAAAGCGAACAUCGCGCCAUUUGGUGCUGAUCAGGUGAAAGAUGAGGGGCCAGAAGUGAUGCGCAUGUUCUUCAACUGGUUCUAUUGGUCGAUUAACGCUGGUGUGCUACUGUCGCUCGGCGCUGUCGCGUUCAUCCAGCAGAACAUGGGCUUCUUCUACGGUUUCCUGAUUCCCGCCGUGUCGCUUGGCGUAGCGCUGAUUCUGUUCGUGCUGGGACAGCCCGCGUACGUGUGCAGGUCACCGUCGGGGAGCGUGCUGACCAACGUGUUCCGAAUCAUCUUGGAAGCUUGCAGGUCCAGGAGGCGGCGGAGAAGAAAUUAUAGCCAACCAAGCGACAUUGAUACAGUGGUGGACCCCUUACCCAACCCUACAUGGCUGGACAUGGCGAAAGUGCGGUACGGUGGGAGCUUCCAUGAAUCCAACGUCGAGGAUGUGAAAUCUCUUGGGAAAAUCCUGCCUGUCUUCAUAGUGCUCAUCCCAUAUUGGAUGGUGUACUUCCAGAUGCAGACUACCUUUCAACUCCAAGGACUCCACAUGCGGAUCCCACCCUUAAAUAUAACGGUCAAGAAUAACGACCCAGGACAGAACACACCUGCUGGCCAGAACAAUUCAGAACUCAAUGGUGGUGGACUGGUCAAAAUGCAGAUGCCAGCAGCCUGGCUGACGCUGUUUGACGCUUUGCUCCUGUUGAUCCUGAUUCCCGUGAUGGACCGCGUGGUGUACCCGUGGAUGGACCGGCGCGGGUGCCACUUCUCCGUACUGAAGAGGAUCAGUCUGGGCAUGUUCUUUGGCUUCUGUGCAGUCAUGUGUGCCGGGGGCCUGGAGACUUACAGACUGCAGCUAGUCCAGAACCACACCAUAACACAGAACAUCAGUGGUACUUCGUUUUAUGCAGCAGACUUGUGGAUCUGGUGGCAGAUACCACAGUACUCACUCAUAGGGGCCAGCGAGGUGUUUGCUAGUGUGGCAGGCCUGGAGUUUGCGUAUGCUGCUGCGCCUCGCUCCAUGCACUCCAUCAUCAUGGGCCUCUUCUUCUUCACAUCCGGGAUCGGAUCGCUUCUCGGCUCCGGACUUCUCGCACUGGUCAAGAAAUUCAACUGGGUCACGGACGCUGACCAUGGCAACAUAAACAAAGGGCACCUUGACUACUACUUCUUUGUACUGGGUGGCCUGCAGUUUCUCUCAUUUGUCGUUUUUAACAUUGUGGCGGUUUCAUUUCACCGCGCCAAGAUGAAGCGUCAAAAGCAGCAGGCUGGGAAUGGGUUUAGUUCUAGACACUUGCAGAGAAGUAGUUACGUAGAGUAAUGCAGUACCUCCUUGAUUCUAUUUAUGUCUUUAGACUGCAUUUUGUACAAUUUCUUUUGGAUGGGAAAUUGCCUUACUCAAUCCUCCAAAAAUAGCAGCAUAAUAGGAGCCUGUGGUAUUAAAGCAUGAGUCCAAUUGUAUUCACAUAGACUGUAACAUCUUUGUUUCACUGCUCCAAAAAUAGGUUUUGUUAUUAGUUAAUUAGCAUAUACAAUUGUGUAUAUUAAUAAUGAUGAAGUAUGUGCU
Molecule: messenger RNA, 1933 nt
Organism: Branchiostoma floridae (Florida lancelet)
Lineage: Eukaryota; Metazoa; Chordata; Leptocardii; Amphioxiformes; Branchiostomatidae
Product: solute carrier family 15 member 4-like
Exons: 7
Coding region: 101-1687 (528 amino acids)
Biological process (GO): transmembrane transport
Cellular component (GO): membrane
Molecular function (GO): transmembrane transporter activity
Source: RefSeq, a predicted model, not a curated record